CUCCCGGCUGCCCAGUCAGUAUACGGUUGUACGUUGCGCGUAGUACUUACCCGAGUGUGCGCGUACGUAAAGAACGCUUCUAGGAUCCAAUUCUGGAGCUCCCUCGUGCCGGAACAUAACACCGUAUUGUAAGGAUUUGAUCAAUUCGCCAUGUGGGUGUAAUGUGAUGUCUGUGUGAACAACUAAAACUACGGUUCUAGAUAUUCUCAGUUCGGGACGAUUCUCGGUGCUUUGGUGCAAAUCAAAGUGUUUCUGCAGAACAUAAAGUGCAAUAUUGAGUGCAACAAACAACCAUGCCUUCCGCUAGCAAGGACAAAAUCUUUGGCCCGUGGAAUCGUAGCGAAAGUACCGGUAACUUUGUCUACCUUUCGAACAACAACACGGCCGACAACUUGGCGAAGAUGUUUUCCCGCACGGCUCCAUCGAGUCCGCGAUGGACACCGUACGCGUCGCGACAUAAUUCACCCCCGAUGCCGAGUUCACCAUUGUCUUCAUCUCCCCCGACGACACUGCGUCGAAACUAUUCGAGCACCUUCACGCUAAUACCGGAGGAUCGCGAACUUGAUACGGUGCAACCACCUGUCCAGCCUGUGUCGAGCCCGAGCUCUUUGACCGAACCCGAAACGCAACGUGUGUCAAAUGGGCGCAUCCUGCUACGAUUGGUACUCUGGUGGCCGCUGCUACUAAUUGCCGUCGCCCAGCGUCUCCUUGGGUGCUGCAUGCAACUUGCCUGGAAGCCAUUUUUGAUGGCGGCCCCAGCCUUUUGGCUUUCGGCGUGCCUGUGGAUGUUCUGGAAACUGAUUGCGCUACCUUUGGCAGGAUUAAAAUGGGCGCUAGUCGCACUGCAUACUCCGGCUCAUGAGCGCAAUCGUCGGAAGCGCACAAUCCUCAUCAGUUGUGGCAGUACGAUCCAAACGCUGCAUCUGGCACGCAACUUCUACAAGUCCGGUGCACGCGUGGUCGUGUUCGAGUUCGAGGGUCUGUUCGCACUCGCACGUUUCUCCACAGCCGUCAGCAAGUUCUACGCCAUCCAACGUCCAACGCCGGAAACUGCCGGCGAGUACAUAGCGGCACUGUGUGAGAUCGUGGAAAAGGAACAACCGACUCACUACAUACCGGUAUGCGCUACCAGCCCGGCACACUACGAUGCACUGGCUAAGCCGCAUCUGGAACUGCGCGGAUGUUCCAGCUUCAUUCCAGGCGCACAGGAAACUUCCGUCCUUGAUGACAUCCUGCAGGUGAUGCGUAAAUGUGAGGCGAACGAAAUACUGCUGCCACCGCAUCAAAUUGUCUCGUCGAAGGAGGAACUGCAUCGACUGUACGACGGUGGUUGGCUGGCCGGCUUUCGGAACGUGAUGGUCGCGUCCGGUGCGCUAGGAUUGCUCGAACGCAGCAAGUAUGUGCUGCCGGUUAAUCGCCGAGAUUUGCGGCUUAACUACGAAGUGAGUGAGGCACAGAAGUGGGUUGUUAUACGGGAUGUGAUCGGGUCGCAUUACGUCACCUGUACCACGGUGAAGGAUUCGGCCGUGAUUGCGAACGUAACGUGUGCUAUCCAGGCGGAUACGCGUAGUCUGGUGCCGGAGGAGAACGCAGCCAUCGACCGGUGGUUGCAGGAAUUUUUCCGUCGCAUACGGCUUCAGCGUCCGAUCAAUGGUCACAUUAGCUUCCGGUUGGUUAAAUGCCAGUGCAGCGGACAGAUAUUACCCCUCGGUAUACGUGUUGGCGUUUCUCUCCCGUACAUCUGCUACACCGGCGUACAUUCGCGUGUCCUCUGCAAACCCUGUCCACACUUUAGCCGUCAAAACUCUGGCCCACUCGUUCAGGAGGGUGGUCGCUACUGGAUCCACGAGACGGUGCUCAAUGCACUGCGAAAGCCGAGCGUUGACGCGGUUCAACACCUGAUCGGUACAGUGAUCGAUCAGCGAGAAGCCCUAUUCGUGUACUGGGAUCCGUUGCCUUACUGUGCGUACUAUCACUUCCAGCUACCAUUCAAUUCGGUUAAAAGGUUUCUGCACAAACGGCAAGCAUCACGUACGUCCGUUCCUGCCAUGGCUGCGCCGGUACAAUGAGAUAUGGCGCUUUAUAUCUGGUGCGGAUGGUUGUAGGCAGCAGUACAGUCUGGUUCGCAGCCUGGAGAACAUCAUCAACCGUGCGGACACCUUUACCAGUACAUAGCAGAUCACGAUGGUUAACACGUGCACUUCCCCUGCUACUCCUUGGCGAUGUCUUUUUGAACGUGAGAGCAGGACAUGGAAGGACGGUGAUAGUGGGAGCAACAGGUCGAACAAAACUCAAAACAUCCUUCGCCCCGCCGGUUAAUCGUCAAUACGGUGGAGGAGAGUGCAAAAACCAAUCGAACCGGAACCAAGAUGGCAGCACCAGCAAAAGUGAUUACAAACAUACAAAAGCAUGGAGAGAGAAUCAAUAGACUUUGAUCCACAGUACAGAUGAUGUACGGGAACACGGUGACACGCGGAACCGCGUGUACGUGCGCUGCGCGUGUAACAUGCGGUUUAGCGAAUCAAUGAUGAGCGUGAAACAGUGAUAGACUUUUGAGAGACAAAAGGCUAACAAAUAAGUUCGUAGCAAACUACAAUUCCAACCGUGUGCAAAAUGGAAGCUGGCAUUAGUAGAUGUUACUUUAAUAGUAAGGAUACAUUUUUGGGAACCGUUUAAUCAUAUGUUUGUAUACUUAAUGCUCGUAGCACGAGCUUUGGAAGCGAUUCGUUGGAUCGCACCAGCACAACUGAUCCAGCACAGUGGUGUACAUAUGAACUUUGAAUCGUGGUUGUUGGGGCGUGUGGUUAACAAAUGUGCAACUACACACUUUGGUCCUGUUCCUGUUGCUGGGCAACAUGAAAUGGACAGGCGGAAUUUUAAUCCACCUCCAAGUAUGAAACGAAGGACGGCAAUAGCAAAAAGUAGAGCUUCAAGAAAAAAACACCCCAACCGUUGGCGGUGCUCUUAUCGCAAACUGGAAGGCGGUACCGACAGUUCAUAGGUUAGAAAAGAUUGUUUCCUUUCAAGCGAAUCAUGUUGAAUUGAUUUUGUUGAGCGUUAUUUUCUGAUUCCCCCGUACAAUGAUUCGAUCACCCUCGCUUCACACCUGACAUUGGGUGAAUGCGUGGGCUUCAGUGUAGGCCGCUAUCGGCCCUUGGUAGAUUUAGAAUGUUUGGUAUACUUGUAUAAUAAGACAUUUUUGUUAGUAUGCACUCAUAAGGCAAAUGUAAAUGUACAUAUAGAAUGGAAAAAUACGAAUAUGGACCCAUAAACCAAGCGAUAAGAACACAGCA
Messenger RNA from Anopheles funestus (African malaria mosquito), 3293 nucleotides. RefSeq lists its product as uncharacterized. The record is from RefSeq and is a predicted model, not a curated record. The coding region runs from base 294 to 2069 and encodes 591 amino acids. The transcript has a single exon. NCBI's taxonomy places the organism in Eukaryota, Metazoa, Arthropoda, Insecta, Diptera, Culicidae.